Messenger RNA from Girardinichthys multiradiatus, 8245 nucleotides. RefSeq names its product low density lipoprotein receptor-related protein 4 (gene lrp4). Gene Ontology annotation, molecular function: calcium ion binding; protein binding. Bases 258 to 5966 code for a protein of 1902 amino acids. The transcript is spliced from 38 exons. NCBI's taxonomy places the organism in Eukaryota, Metazoa, Chordata, Actinopteri, Cyprinodontiformes, Goodeidae. The record is from RefSeq and is a predicted model, not a curated record.
ACCGUGUCUGUGUUGCUCCUCUUAGAGUUAACUUUUUAAUCCCGGUUUUGUUGCUUUAUCACCAGAGAGGAGGAGGCGGAGGACGUCGGGGAGAAAAAGUCAGUCAUGCCAAGAGGUUAGGGUGAGAGCCGGGUGAGCGUCUUCUUGUAAAAGAAGCCCGUCGGUAUUUGUUUGUGUUGAGGGGGAGAAUAAAGACAGGAGGGGAAAACAGGGGGUUGAAAAGCCCGGAGAAGAGCGAGAGAAAAGUGUGGUGCAAGAUGCAGCUGGCCGCGGUGCUGUGGGGCGUCCUGGCAACUUUGUCACUCAGCCAGAGUCCAGGUGUUCAGGGCAGUGCUGACUGUUCGUGUGGAAGGAACCACUUCACAUGUGCGGUCAGUGCAUUCGGGGAGUGUACCUGCAUUCCGGCCCAAUGGCAGUGCGACGGAGACAAUGAUUGCGGAGACCACAGCGAUGAGGAUGGAUGCAUGCUCCCCACCUGCUCACCUCUGGACUUUCACUGUGACAACGGGAAAUGUAUCCGUCGCUCCUGGGUUUGUGAUGGAGACAACGACUGCGAAGACGACUCAGAUGAACAAGACUGCCCUCCCAGAGAGUGUGAGGAGGAUGAGUUCCAGUGCCAAAAUGGCUAUUGCAUCCGUAGCCUUUGGCACUGUGACGGCGACAAUGACUGUGGUGACAAUAGUGACGAGCAGUGUGAUAUGCGUAAAUGUUCAGACAAAGAGUUCCGGUGCACAGACGGAAGCUGCAUUGCUGAGCACUGGUACUGUGACGGAGACACGGACUGUAAAGAUGGAUCAGAUGAGGAAAAUUGCCCCUCAGAUGUGAUGACGGCCACCUGCAGCGUGGAAGAGUUCCAGUGUGCAUAUGGACGCUGUAUCCUGGAUAUCUACCACUGUGACGGAGACGACGACUGUGGAGACUGGUCAGACGAGUCAGACUGCUCUUCCCAUCAGCCCUGCAGAUCAGUCGAAUUUAUGUGCAGUAGUGGGAUGUGCAUCAACGCUGGCUGGAGGUGCGACGGUGAAUACGACUGUGACGACCAGUCGGAUGAAAAGAACUGCACUUCGUCAAUGUGCACAGCUGACCAGUUCCGGUGUGGAACAGGACGUUGUGUGCGGUUGUCAUGGAGAUGUGACGGUGAGGACGAUUGUUCGGAUCGGAGUGAUGAAGAGGGCUGUGAGAAAACUGACAGUCCUCCAUGUGCUCCUGAUCAGUUCCAGUGUGGGAAUGGCCGUUGUAUAGGACAGAGAAAAGUGUGUAACGAGGUUAACGACUGCGGUGAUGGAACAGAUGAGCAACCACACCAUGACUGCAGACCGCGCUCCAGUGAGGGCAACUGUAACCAGAAUAAUGGAGGCUGCUCACAGAAGUGUCAGAUGGUCAGAGGACUGGUCCAGUGCACCUGUCACACCGGAUACCGACUGACAGACGACAGCAGAACAUGCCAGGACGUGGAUGAGUGUGCUGAAGAGGGUUACUGUAGCCAGGGCUGUACCAACACAGAGGGGAGUUUCCUGUGCCGCUGUGUUCACGGCUACGAGCUUCGGCCUGACAAGCGCAGCUGCAAAGCUCUAGGUCCAGAGCCAGUGCUGUUGUUUGCAAACCGCAUCGACAUCCGUCAAGUUUUGCCACACCGCUCAGAAUACACCCUCCUGCUCAACAACUUGGAAAACGCCAUUGCGCUGGACUUCCAUCACAGCCGAGAGCUUGUCUUCUGGUCGGACGUGACGCUCGACCGCAUCAUGAAGGCCAACCUCAACGGCUCAAACGUGGAGGAGGUCAUCUCCACUGGUCUGGAGAGCCCAGGGGGAUUGGCUAUAGACUGGAUCCAUGAUAAGCUUUACUGGACGGACUCUGGGACGUCCCGUAUUGAGGUGGCCAAUCUGGACGGGACACACCGCAAAGUGUUGCUGUGGCAGAAUAUGGAGAAGCCCAGAGCAAUUGCCCUGCACCCCAUAGAGGGUAAGAUUUACUGGACAGACUGGGGGAACACGCCACGCAUCGAAUACACUAACAUGGACGGCUCAAACCGACGGGUCAUUGCAGACACACACCUGUUCUGGCCCAACGGCCUCACCAUCGAUUACGCCAGUCGCCACAUAUACUGGGUGGACGCCAAGCAUCACGUCAUUGAGAGAGCUGACCUGGAUGGACGCAACCGCAAGGCUGUCAUCAGCCAAGGCCUUCCCCAUCCAUUUGCCAUCACAGUUUUUGAGGACAGCCUCUACUGGACUGACUGGCACACCAAGAGCAUCAACAGUGCCAACAAGUUCACUGGCAAAAACCUGGAGGUCAUUCGCAAUAAGCUCCACUUCCCCAUGGAUAUCCACACACUGCACCCGCAAAGGCAGCCUGCCGGUGGCAGAAAUCGCUGCGGAUCCAACAAUGGAGGCUGCAGCCACCUGUGUCUCCCUAGCAACAAAACCUACACCUGCGCCUGUCCCACUGGCUUCAAAAAAGUGGACAACUACAAAUGUGCUGACAGUCUUGACAAGUUCCUGCUUUUUGCCCGAAGGACGGACAUCCGACGCGUCAGCUUUGAUACCGAAGACAUGUCCGAUGAUGUCAUCCCCCUGGCCGACGUGCGCAAUGCCGUGGCGGUGGACUGGGAUGACAAAGACGGCUACAUUUACUGGACAGACGUCACUACCGACUCCAUCAACAGAGCUCUGUGGAAUGGCAACAAGCAGGAGGUGGUGGUGGAUACAAGCCUGGAAAGCCCUGCAGGCUUGGCAAUUGACUGGGUGACGAAUAAACUUUAUUGGACUGACGCCGGUACGGAUCGUAUCGAAGUUUCUAAUGCCGAUGGCAGCAUGCGAACUGUGCUGAUCUGGGAGAACCUGGACCGACCAAGAGACAUUGUAGUUGACCCAACUGGAGGUUUCAUGUACUGGACAGACUGGGGAGCCAACCCAAAGAUCGAGCGUGCAGGAAUGGAUGCCUCCAAUCGGAUUGUCAUAAUCUCAUCCAACCUGACAUGGCCCAAUGGACUCGCUAUCGACUACGAGACCAAACGUUUGUACUGGGCCGAUGCGGGCAUGAAAACUAUUGAAUAUGGCAACUUUGAUGGUUCUGACAGACAGGUUUUGAUAGGCAGCCAACUGCCUCACCCAUUUGGGCUAACUGUACAUGAGGACAAGCUGUACUGGACAGACUGGCAGUCCAAGAGCAUCCAGACUGCUGAUAAACUCACUGGACUGGGGCGCCACACACUGGCUGAAAACCUGGAAAAUCUUAUGGAUAUUCACAUGUUCCACCGGAACCGGGAACCGGUGCAUAAUCCAUGUGCAGUGAAUAAUGGAGGAUGUAGCCACCUCUGCCUCCUGGCGCCUGCUCCCAAAGCUUCCAGCUGUGCCUGUCCCACCGGGAUCAAUUUACAGAGCGACGGGAAGACCUGCACACCUGGUAUGAGUAGCUUCCUGAUCUUUGCUCGGAGGACGGACAUCAGGAUGGUUUCUCUUGACAUUCCAUAUUUUGCUGAUGUGGUUCUGGCUGUCAAUAGCUCAAUGAAAAACACUAUUGCUAUUGGCGUCGACCCCAAAGAAGGGAAAGUCUAUUGGUCUGACAGCACGCUGAAGAAAAUUAGCAGAACCAACAUUAAUGGAACAGCCCAUGAAGACAUCAUAUCUACAGGGUUGAUGACGACUGAUGGAUUGGCGGUGGAUGCUGUUGGCAGGAAGAUUUACUGGACCGACACUGGAAUCAACCGUAUUGAAGUGGCCAACCUGGAUGGCUCAAUGAGAAAAGUUCUUGUGUGGCAGAACCUUGACAGCCCCCGAGCGAUAGCCCUCUACCAUGAGAUGGGUUACAUGUACUGGACGGACUGGGGAGAGCAUGCUAAGCUAGAACGCUCAGCUAUGGAUGGAUCGGACCGCGUGGUCCUCAUAAGUAACAACCUGGGUUGGCCUAAUGGCCUGGCUAUUGACACGGCUGGAUCACAGUUACUGUGGGCCGACGCUCACACUGAGCGUAUUGAGGCAGCUGACCUAAAUGGGCAAAAUCGACACACCCUUGUGACUCCUGUCCAGCACCCCUAUGGUUUGACCCUUCUGGGCUCUCAUAUCUACUGGACCGACUGGCAGAGCCGCAGCAUCCAGAGAGCUGACAAGAACAACGGGGCCAACACCAUUACGGUCCGAGGAAAUCUGCCAGGCCUGAUGGACAUCCAAGCCGUGGACAGAGAGAGGCCACUUGGUUUUAACAAAUGCGCCCAGAGAAAUGGAGGGUGCACUCACCUCUGCCUGCCUCGUCCUAAUGGUACUUCCUGUGCGUGUCCUACUGGAAUUCAGCUCAAGGGAGAUGGCAGGUCAUGCGACAACUCUCCAGAGACCUACCUGAUCUUCUCCAACCGUGUCAGUGUCCGCAGAAUCUCCCUGGACACCAGCGACCACACCGAUGUGCAUGUACCAGUUCCCGAGCUGCACAAUGUCAUCUCACUAGACUAUGACAGUGUUGAUGGAAAACUUUAUUACACCGAUGUCACCCUGGAUGUUAUCAGGAGGGCUAAUCUAGACGGCAGUGGCAUGGAAACAGUUAUCAGCCAGGGCCUUAAGACCACAGAUGGAUUGGCUGUGGACUGGGUGGCCAGAAACAUGUACUGGACUGACACGGGGCGCAACACCAUUGAGGUGGCGCGCCUGGACGGGACAUGCCGCAAAGUCCUGGUGAACAACAGCUUGGAUGAACCACGAGCGAUUGCAGUGUUCCCAAGCAAAGGGUUUCUCUUUUGGACUGACUGGGGGCACAUUGCGAAGAUUGAGAGAUCACAUCUUGAUGGAUCCGAUCGAAAGGUUCUAAUCAAUACUGACCUGGGAUGGCCCAAUGGUCUCACGCUAGACUAUGACACAAGAAGAAUCUUCUGGGUGGAUGCCCACUUGGACAGGAUUGAGAGCUCAGACCUGACUGGAAAGCUGCGUCAGAUCCUCGUUAGUCCCGUGUUGCACCCUUUCGCCCUCACACAGCAAGACCGCUGGAUCUACUGGACGGACUGGCAGACUAAGUCCAUCCAGCGAGUGGAUAAACACACUGGCCGAAAUAAGGAAACUGUGCUGGCCAAUGUGGAGGGCCUGAUGGAUAUAAUAGUGGUAUCUCCAAACAGACAGACAGGUACUAACCUGUGUGGAAUAAAUAAUGGAGGCUGCACUCAUCUUUGCUUUGCCAAGACCAACAGUUUUGUUUGCGCUUGCCCAGAUGAACCAGAUGGGGGACCCUGUUCUACUGUUCCAGGUUACAUCCCCACUUCUCCCACCAAAAGUGCCAACAGCACUCCUGUUCCCAAAAAGAUCCCCAACGUACCAACAGAACCGCCACACAGGGGACCCUCACUGAUCAACUGCACUGACAAGGAUUUAAACGCCGUGGGCUGCAUGAACACAGUGGUGACAGCCCCUCAUGGAGAAGGACUUCAUAUCAGCUAUGUGAUUGGUGGGGUUCUCACCAUCCUGGCGAUUCUGAUCCUUAUAGCUGCUUUUAUCAUUUACAGACACAAAAAGUCUAAAUUUGCUGAACCCGGUGUGAGCAAUCUGACCUACAGCAACCCCUCAUACCGAACAUCCACACAAGAGGUCAAGAUCGAAACAUCACAGAAGCCUCCGAUAUACAACCAGCUUCGAUAUAAGAAGGAGGGUGGAGUUGAUGGAGGCUACAUGAAGGAGAAGAUCCGCAUAGUGGAGGGGGUGUGUCUCCUGUCCAACGACGAGCUUUACUGGGAUGACCUCAAGCAAAUCAAGCCAUCUCGAGGCGGCCUGCACACCUGCAUGCGCACCGACACCGUGUCCCUGCAGGCCAGCAGCGCUUCGCUCGACGACGGCGAGAGGGAGCAGCUCCUGCAGGAGGAGGCGUCCGAAUGCUCCUCCAUAACCACGCUGACCCCAUCGGCCAUCACCCCACAACGCCACACCCAGCACAACCUGCCCGACACCGGCUGGGCUACCAUACGCAAACCCUCGACCGAGAGCGAAGUGUGAGAGAGAUUCCAUCUGCCCUUCAUCUCAACCAUUCAUCACAUAAUACACACACACACAUGCAGACACCCGUGUUCAGAGCUGGUACAAAUUCAAAGAUUAACUGAAACUUAUGUAAAGUAAUAGUUCAUAUGAAUCUGGUUAGACACAAAAAACAUCUCCUGUCUUUGAAACUGGAGCUCCGUCCUGCUUAAACACAUACACACAGAACAGCAGUACUCCAAGUGUCGCUUCCUCCAGGCAAAGUGAUAAACUAAAGGAGCAUGCUGGUUUAAGAAAGUAAAGGACUCCAGGGAGAAUGUAAACAGAGACGCUGAGACUAUCUGGAGCCGUUUUAAAGGACGGAGACUCAAAAAGACGAAUGCAUCUCUGUACCUCAAGUCUAUUUUUGGGACAAAGCUAAACCAACAUAUAUUACAUGGAUGAUUCAACAACAGUGCUCGCUCACAUGCCAGUCAUGUCUAUAUGAACUCUAUUUAUAAACUUUUUCUUUUUUUACUUGAGUGGGUUUUUGAUGAGUGUCGUGUGAGCAGUUGUGCAGCAGGACUCAGUUUUGUUUUAUGACAGUGCCAAAGGGCGAGACUUCACACGGUCUCCAUGUUUCCCUCUCCGCCUUCUCUUGCAUUUGAGAUUCAUAAUAAUCCCGGGACAUUUUUUUGCUUCUUCACUUGCAGGUUGUAAACCUCUCUUCUGAAUUUUUCUUCUGAUUCUGAUACAGCCUCCAAACAGGAAAAAUAGGAGCUACUCUUAGAAGGUCUGUGUAUUGUCUGCAAACAUAGCUGAAAAAGUCUUUUUUAGUUGAUAUUUCAGAGCAUGUAUAUCUUUGAACAUAGCAAACAAGCUUUGAGGGUGCAAAUCCCAAGUGUGAAACACUUUAAUCUUUCUCCUUCAGUUGUAUAUUUAAUAUCAUAUUAAUUAUAAAAUGUUAAUGACAUUUUUCUUACUUAGCUGUUUAGCCUUGCAGAUUGAUGGAAACAUUUCAACGCAACUUGGUCAUUUAAAUUUAGCAUAUCUUUCAUAAUCUUCCCCUAAAAAAGUUAAAUAUUACCUAUAGUAGCACUUACUUUUAGAAUGUAAAGCUCCUUAAUGCUAACUAACUCAGUACUUCACUGUAUAGCAGGGUAAAACGAACUCCUCAGACUUCUGUUUAUUUAAUUUCCCCUUUUAAAUGUAUAAUGCAUUGGCUUUUACAUGGUACUCAUGUCUGUGAUAACCUUUCAGUUUUGGUUUGGAGAUAAUCAUAAUAAACCUCGUGUUAGCAACAUGAUUACAGUUCAAUUUGGCUUUCUGCUUUUGUGGCAUACUGUUUAGAGGCAACCGGAUCACAAAUCUGGCACAAAGGUAUUUACUUAGUCAAAUGCUGUUUAGUUAAAUGAGAACAUUUUUCACUUUGCAACUUGAUUUUAACAAUCUGCAUUGUUAAAGCAGUGGUCAACAAACAGUACAGCUGGCAAGCCUCACCUCAGACAGUGAGGAUUCUCCUGUAGAAAUGUCUCUGACAUCAUACUCUGCAACGUAUUCUGGGUAUUGCUUUUACAUUAUUUACUACAGUUCUUGCUGUUUAAAUGCAGUACAAAAUAAUAUAUCGCUAUACAGACAAAUAUAUCUUUUUGAUGCAAUAGAGCCGUGUAUUUUGAAGUAUCUGCUACAAGCUCAGCAACUUGCUGAUUUGCUGCUAGACUAAGCACUGAGGCCAAUGGAAGAGGGUCUUGGCAGCUACAUAACUACAGUCUCUGAGGUUUAGUUGACAGUAGGCCUUCGGUGCAUCGUGACAGCCCAGUAUUACAGUAAUUUAUCCCAGCUCACAGUCUGUCCAACUCUGCUGCAGGAAAUGCUAAAAACUGUACAGAUUUUACCAUAUGGAUUUAACCAAAUGUUUCUGUUUAUAUUGUGUUAAUGGAUUUUUAGUCUUUUGUACAAAGGGAUUUCAUGACCGUUUUUAGACUUGUAUUAAUUUUACUCACUGGAGAUAAAAAAAAGUGUUUUGUUUUUGCUGGAUUAUUUUAACCACUGUGUUUUUAAGCUUUGUAAAUGAUAGGGAAUGUGCCAGUUAUUUAAUAGUGCUCUUUUAUCUUAUGAAAUACUGGUCACAUACAGUUGUAAAGUUAACAAAAAGAGGUAUUUAUAAAAAACAUUUUUUCUUUUUGGUUGUCACUUAUGUGUAAAUAUGAAAAGACUGUAUAUGUAUUUCCCUGGCAGUACUGACAAGCUGUGUUGUGUGAUAUAGUGAAUUAUUCCUUUGCUAUCUUUUAAUAUAAAAUGGCAUUUGCAUUUCAUUGAAA